This is a messenger RNA of Topomyia yanbarensis, 5444 nucleotides long. It is a transcript of the gene l(2)gl, whose product is annotated as lethal(2) giant larvae protein. Gene Ontology annotation, biological process: cortical actin cytoskeleton organization; regulation of establishment or maintenance of cell polarity; regulation of Notch signaling pathway. Bases 969 to 4511 code for a protein of 1180 amino acids. The record is from RefSeq and is a predicted model, not a curated record. Gene Ontology annotation, molecular function: syntaxin binding; GTPase activator activity; myosin II binding. Lineage: Eukaryota; Metazoa; Arthropoda; Insecta; Diptera; Culicidae. Gene Ontology annotation, cellular component: cortical actin cytoskeleton; cytoplasm; plasma membrane. The transcript is spliced from 10 exons.
ACACACCGCACAGUCCAUCGCAAUCGGCAGAGAGUAUCGGACGCAUUUUCUGCAUUUUAGUGGGUUUCGUCAUAUUUUGCUGCUUUUUUUAUUCGGAAGUGAGUGUUCAGUUCAACAGUUUUGAUUUCUUUUCGUGCCAAACAGCGAAGCCGGCUAGCUGAAAAAGUGAGGAUUAAUAACGUUGCCGGUUCCGGAUUCAAAUCGGUGGAUUAUUGGAACGUUUCUUCCCGCAGCAAGUGUCAACUUCGAGAUAUAUACAUUUACAACAAUACGAAAGCAAGUGCCUAAUAAAAAAUAAAACAAUCCGGAUAAUUUCUAUUUAAAAAGGGGUGACAGUGAGUUCCGAAACAGAACAUCUCGAAUGGAAUUUCCCCGAAAAUAACAUCACUACUGUUUUGCAUAGGAUUCCAAACAGCAACCCCUGGACCCCGAGAGCAAUCUAUGACCACUACUGCUACCCUCACCUGUGGUUCGUGGUCUGAUGCUGAUGUUUCCAUGUCCAGAAGAACAUCACUUCGAUCCAUUAGCUACGAUUCACCAUCAUCAUUAUCAUCUAGCGCUCGAUUGUUGGCCCGAUAGGCUCGUCGGCCAAAUCCCCCAACAGCCAGUCAGCAAGAAGAGUCUCAGCUCAUAAUUGAGAACCCGAAGACUGCUGCUUAACACCCCUUCCGGAGUCCGGAGUGCCUGUGGAGUGUUGUGCCGGGAUGGUGAAAUACUGACGGGAACGGGGCGUACGAAAAAGACAGAACGAACCGGAGAAAAGUAGAUCUUGAAUCACUCAUCUCCGGGAAUCACAAACUGACCGCAGAAAGUGUAAUAACAGAGUGGUGUUGGUAGUGUUUUUACCUAUGUUUAGGUGUGCAUUUUUUGAAUAAGAGAAAGAGCGAAAAGUGGAAGGAAACCUACGGUCUUUUCGAAAGACUUGAACCUGAAGAUUAGAAAGAGCAGCAACAGAAACAGCAUCAGCAAUGUUGAAAUUUAUACGUGGAAAAGGCCAACAACCUUCGGCCGAGCGACAGAAGCUACAGAAGGAAUUAUUUGCAUUCCGGAGGACUGCCCAGCAUGGCUUCCCGAACAAACCGUCGGCACUGGCGUACGACCCGAUAAGCAAGUUGAUGGCCAUCGGAACCAACAGUGGCAUCGUGAAAGUUUUUGGUAAACCCGGUGUCGAAUUCUACGGUCAGCACCCAGCCACUACCAAUGCAUCGGAUUCGGUUGUCCAACUGCUCGAAUGGAUUCCCGGAAGCGGACGGUUGCUCUCGUUAACCGCAUCUAACCAGUUGGUUCUGUGGGAACCGACCGGAACGGUGCUGGUACCUAUCAAAACGCUUCCGUUCGAUGGUAAGCUCAAGAAGAUUUCCUCCUUAUGCUGUUCAUACAUGAAGGACACAGUUUGGAUCGGAACGGAAGGCGGAAAUGUCUAUCAGUUUGAUAUCAAGAGUUUCUCCGUACGAGAACCGGUCAUCUACCACGAUGUGGUUCUGGAGCAAUUGCCACAGUCGUACAAAUUGAAUCCGGGAGCGAUCGAGUCAGUGAAGCAACUGCCCACUAAUAACAAUCAUCUGUUGAUCGCUUACAAUCGAGGCUUGACUGUACUGUGGGAUCUGGAGGCCUGUAAUGUUAAGCAGUCGUUCAUUUCGCCGGGACAUGGCCAAAGUGUUGGAUUGUUUAUAUCCCCCUGCGGAACACAGUUCACAUGGUAUCACGCGGACGGUUCGUUUGCCACGUGGGAUUUGGACAGUGUUAUUCCUCCGGAAAAUCAAAAAUACGUUCCAUACGGUCCGGAUCCGUGCAAGGCUAUAGAUCGUCUGAUGCGUGGCAAGAGAGGUUUAUGCGAAUUGGUGGUGUUCUCCGGCGGUAUGCCAAGAUCUGCCUACGGAGAACAUCAAUGUGUUUCCGUGCAUUGCCGUGAUGGGACUAAGCUCGCCUUCGAUUUCACUUCCAAAGUGAUCGAUUUCUUUGUAACGUUCAACGAUGAUCAUCCAGAACAGGCAGAAGUUUUGGUGGUCCUACUGGAGGAGGAGUUAGUCGCUUACGACUUGACCGACGAAACUAUUCCGCAAAUAAAUGCCCCAUAUCUUCAUUCGUUGCAUGCCUCUGCCGUCACUUGUAACCAUUUGGUCUCUCAAGUAUCUUCCGAAGUGUAUGAGAAAAUUUUGCGAGCAGGAGAAAACCAGUUAGCCGAUUACAGCGCCAAACCUUGGCCUAUCACUGGAGGAUCGAUCCCUGAAAGCAGCGAAGAAGAUCGUACUGAAUACGACAUAUUGAUAACCGGUCACGAGGAUGGUUCUGUCAAGUUUUGGAACUGUUCCGAAGUGUGCUUAACGCCGUUGUUGCACGUAAAAACUGCUCCCCUUUUCAGUAACAGUGAUGACUUUGACAAUCAUUUGAACACAUCGACUGAGCAGCUAGAUGAUGGAGAGCCUCCUUUUCGAAAGGCCGGUCAGUUCGAUCCAUAUUCCGAUGAUCCUAGAUUGGCUGUGAAGAAGGUUCAGCUAUGUCCAAAAACCGGUAUACUGGUAAUUGCUGGAACUGCCGGUAAUGUUGUGAUUGCCAACUUUGACGCUACUCCCGAGGAACCGGAACCAUUGAAGGUUACAACGAUGAAUUUGGUUUGCGAUCGAGAUGGAUUUGUUUGGAAGGGACACGACCAGCUGAAGGUCAAAAGACAACUGUUAGAAGAGAAUCAACCGGUACUUGAAGGGGUAAACUUUUCCAGUGUCCUACAAGUGCUGCCACCGGCCGCCGUAACAUGCAUCGCCGUUCAAAGCCAGUGGAGUUUGGUUGCCGCCGGAACCGCACACGGAUUAGUUCUGUUCGAUUACCAUAGUCAGAAUCCGGUGCUGCACAAAUGUACUCUGAAUCCGAAUGAUUUAACGGGUGCCGGAGAAACCCUCUCCCGACGUAAAUCCUUUAAAAAGACUCUUCGCGAGUCGUUCCGUCGGCUACGCAAGGGUCGUUCCACACGGAACAAUCCCGGUGCUCAGGCUACAAAUCCAGCGGAAACGCGUCCCAUCGAGCGACAGAUUGAAGCUCGCCCAGUUGACGAUGGAAUGGGUUCGAUGGUCCGAUGUUUGACCUUUGCCCAAACAUUCGUUACCAACCAGCAGCACACGAUUCCGACUCUGUGGGCCGGAACAAACUCCAGUUGUGUAUCGGUCUUUGUACUGCAUGUCCCUCUACGCCAACCGCCUGUCCAAAGCAACGAAGCAAAUGUCGAUGGAGAGGCUCCACCGCCGAAACCUAUCACCGGUCAGUUGGCAAAGGAAAUUCAAUUGAAGCAUCGUGCUCCCGUUAUUGGAAUCGCUAUUUUCGAUCAUCAUGGAGUACCUCUUGAAUUCCAAUCGUCACCGGGACCAGGACCUCACAGAGUACUAAUUGCAUCGGAAGAGCAAUUUAAGGUUUUCUCCCUGCCACAACUGAAACCAGUCAACAAGUACAAAUUGACGGCUCAUGAAGGAGCUAGAGUUCGCCGUAUCGCCUUUGCAACGUUUUCCUGUACUGUCCCCGUACAUCAACUACAGCACAGUCCCUCGAAAUCUGGUUCCAGACCAGCGAUCGAAGCAACACCCACGUCGACAUCGCCAUCGGCUGAAGCACUGAACACAAACAGUGCCACGGAAGCUGUUGCGCCGGAAGUAAUAACCCAUUCCGAAAUCAGUUUACUUUGCUUGACAAACCUUGGUGACUGCCUGGUGCUGUCGAUUCCCGAGCUGAAACGUCAACUCAAUGCAGCAGCCGUACGACGAGAGGAUAUCAAUGGAAUUUCUUCUCUCUGCUUCACCGAUCAUGGUGAAGCAUUGUACAUGAUGUCCUCGUCCGAGGUGCAACGAAUCACACUUUCCACUUCUAAAAUUGUAUCCCCAACCGGAUUCAUCGAGCUUGAAGAUUGGUCUCACGAGGAGGAAGACGCCGAUGUAGCGGAUCCACCCAUCGGUGAUGCGGAACAACCACCGGUGGGCCAAAGCUCUCCGAAGGCAACCACCGAAACAGACGAAAAAGCGCCAGACCUUACGGCGCCACUAUCGGUAGCUGUUACGGCCAUCAACGGAACUGGUGGUGCUGGUGAUGCACUCACCAAUGGAGUUGGAAGUGGAGAUGAUGCUUCACCGAAUAAAGCGAACGAAACAAUUACCAGUUCGAUCGGAGAUAUCACCAUCGAUUCAGUACGAGAUCAUUUGAAUUCAACGACGACGACACUUUGUUCGACCACCACCGAGGAGAUUGUUGGUCGCCUGUCGGUUCUGAGCACCCAUUCCAACAACGUAGCUUCGACGGCCAAAACGGCGGAAAUCACCGCUCUUAAUUCGUCCAACAUCAAGGACCUGAAGCACGUCGGUGACUCGACGGAAACGGCAGCCAAUUCGGUUAUCAUCAAAUCGGUCAUCACGACGGUCAAGCACGGUAUCGGCCACGUCAAUGGUGAGCACAAUUCGACGACGGAGAGCAGCAAAGCAGCGAUCACAUCCGGCGGCACUGUUCCGCUGCUGCGGAAGGAGAGUAAAUUUUAACGAGUGGAGACGAGUAUCGACGACAAAACCAUACGAACCAGGAUUGUUGUCGUUGUUCAAGUUUGAGUUAGUUUAUUAAUUUUAUUUUUAAAUCUGUAGACGCGUUCCAGAGCGGUAAGUAAUUUUUAUUUGACUAUUUGUCUUCGUACUUUAGCUGACAAACGUUCCAGAACAAUGUGUCCGUUGAGGAAAUGCUGAAUUUAAACGCCUGGACAAAAUUUUAUUUCAUUUUUUCGAAAUAUCAAGAGCAUUUAGCACAUAAUGCAGGGCAUCUAGACUUCCCGUUCUAUUGAAAAAAAAAAUCGAUUAUUAAAUAACGAAAUGGUUUUUAGCAUUUAAAUUGUGAAAUGCAAUUAAUGGAUUAAUAGACUUUAGACGCCAAAUAUUCAGGUCGACCAACAGAUGCCUUUCAUAGAUACGUAUUAUUGACGCAACUGUUUUGAAGUUCAUUAAUAUCCGCACCUCUAAGGUCGUGAACCCACUUUACAAACAACGACGGUAUUCAAACAUAUAGUAAAACUGGACAUUUUGUUAUAUUAAGAAACCUGCAAGAUUUCGGGAAAUGUUCAAUCCCCUCGCAUCAAAAAUCAAUGUUUUUGAAUGGCCCUCGAAAAAUUCAUGCAACUCCAACGCUGUUGGGUGCUACUGUUGAUGUUUGUUUUUGAAGACCAGUCACGAGUAUUAGUAGGUCAAUCGCAUGAGACGAAACAAUCAAAUAAAGAGCUGUAUUUUAAACGAUUGACCUUUAUUGUCGUUGCUUUAAUUUAUACAAAAUCCACCCAUGCGGAGCAAAAACACAGGAGAAUCAUACACAAUCGGUAUUUAUAUAUUACAUAACCUAGUUGUAAUCGUAUUUUGGAUGCAAUUUACAGAGUACUAAGAUAAUAUUAAAGAAGAGCAUAAAUAAAUGUCUAUUAAGUUUUAGUGGCGUAA